UAAGCCAGCAUUUCAUACACAGAAAUAGCCUUGGAAAUAGAAAUUGCAAUAUUGGCCUGUAGUGUUUCCCUCCCAUAGUGGGUGUGUCGUUUUUUUGCCUCUUUUUUUUUUUUUUUUCCUAUAUCACCCAGAUCCACUGAAUUAGGCAGCUCUGCUGAAGGAGACCACCCUUUAUCAGGCUCUUGCAGCCUCUGACUCUCCUGCAAUGCCUUCAGCCCUUGACACCAACAUGAGGUUCAAGUUCUCGAUCUUUGCUCUUCUUCUGCAAGUGGCCAUCACUGUUUUGUUUGGGAUAUUUGUCAAAUAUAAAACUGGCCGUCAACCGGAAGGAUUGCACCCACUCUUUCAGGAUGUCCAUGUGAUGAUAUUUGUUGGAUUUGGCUUCCUGAUGACCUUUCUGAAGAAAUAUGGAUUCAGCAGUGUUGGUAUCAACAUGCUCAUAGCAGCCUUCGGUCUUCAGUGGGGCACCCUGAUGCAAGGAUUUUGGCAUAUGGAAGAUGGGAAAAUUUGUGUUGAUAUUAAUAGCAUGAUAAAUGCAGACUUCAGUACAGCAACUGCUUUGAUUUCAUUUGGAGCUGUCCUGGGGAAAACAAGCCCUGUUCAGAUGCUGAUCUUGACAAUUCUGGAGAUCACAAUUUUUGCAUGCAAUGAACAUCUAGUUACAGGAAUAUUUCAGGCCACAGAUGUUGGAGCCUCAAUGACAAUCCAUGCUUUUGGAGCUUAUUUUGGUUUGGCCGUAAGCCUAGUCUUAUAUCGUCCUGGUUUGAAAAACAAGCAUGAAAAUGAAGAAUCUACCUAUCACUCCGACUUAUUUGCCAUGAUUGGUGCCCUGUUCCUUUGGAUUUUUUGGCCCAGUUUUAACUCCGCCAUUGCAAGUGACUCUGACAGGACUAAAGCAAUUAUCAACACUUACUACUCCUUGGCUGCAAGUACUGUUGUAACGUUUGCCCUCUCCAGCCUGGUGGAUCGAACAGGCAAAUUCAGCAUGGUUCAUGUUCAAAACGCCACCCUGGCAGGAGGAGUAGCAGUGGGUACCUGUGCAGAUCUGUUAAACCAUCCUUUUGCUGCUAUGUGCAUUGGGGCAAUUGCUGGAAUCAUCUCUGUCCUCGGAUUCCAUUUCCUGACUCCUGUUUUGGCAUCCAAGCUGAACAUUCAUGAUACUUGUGGAGUCCAUAAUUUACAUGGUUUACCUGGAGUACUGGGAGGUAUUGCAGGCAUUGUAGUAACCGCGAUACAAAGGACAAGUGGGAAAAGUGCCCUGCAUACCCCUGGCAUGCAAGCUGCUGCCCUAGGCAGUACAAUUGGAAUUGCACUGGCUGGUGGUGCAUUGACAGGUGCUAUUCUAAAGCUGCCCUUCCUGGGACAAGCAUCUGACAAGAACUGCUUUGAUGACUCUAUUUAUUGGGAGGUUCCAGAAGAAGAGAAACUGCAUGUAGGUCACUCCAACAACUAUGAUGAGCAGAGCAGAUUUGAAGCUACCAUGUAGAAAAACAAUUCACACAGAAUCACGGAAUUUCUAGGUUGGAAGAGACCUCAAGAUCAAUUCAUCUGUAGCAUACAUCCUAAUGAUCCUCUUUUCAGUUUCUAAAGCUAAAAAACAACAUUCAAGUACUGUCUUAACUAUGCUUGUUUUUCUAGAAGGGGUUGUAAGUAGCUAUAUUUUUGUAACAUAAAGCAAGCUUGAUUUUAACAUACAUUGCCAUUAUGCCAAGUUCUAGUGAAUCAAUUAGAUCUUUCCAACAUAUUUGUUCAUCUAGAAUGAAGAGAAGACAAACAAAAAAAAAUUUGCUUUAUAGUUGUUUGUAUUUUACCAUUUGUUAUCAAGUCAAUAUAGCCAUUGAAAAAAAAACUUUGUUUCAAGCCUAUAACAGGAUGCCAUAUUUAACUGCAAGAUUUCUGAAUUACAGUCACAUCUUUCAACUGCAUACAGGUAAUCAAGCAGAUGGCAAUGAAGAAAUGAAUUAAUAUUGUUUAUUUGGAUUCUACCAAGCUUUUCACUGGAGAAUCCCAGAUUAACAUUUUAAGAAAGUGUCUUCUCCUAUUGUUGGAUAGGGGAAAGAAUGUGCUAUAUUUUGAAGAUUAGUUGUGACAGGAAACAAAAUAUUGAAAUAAUUUGCAUAGCAAAACAUUGAAUACAGUGAUUGAUAAGGUACACUAAGUAGUAAAAUUUGUAUCAAGGUUAUUUGUUAAUGUAUUCAUUGCAAGGAGAAAAAACUGAAAUGGUGAAAAAAAUCACUCUUUGCAUGUAUUUAUUUAGACUGUUUGAAGGACAAAAUAGGAGAAUUGAGUAGGAAUUGAGCUAUGAAAAAUAGGUAAUUGUGUAACACUGUCUUACUAAGUUCCACAGUAAUGAGUGAAUGGUAGCACUGUAGCACUGCUAACUAAUAUCAACAGAUAUAAACAGAACUAAAUGUUAACUUCAAGAAAAAGUGUGAGUUGUUAGGAACUGGUCAGAAAGCAGCUAUCAACCCACAGAAGACUCAGUGGAGAACUUUGCAGUCAGUCACUACCUUUGAAGUCACCACCUCCUUAAAAAAAAAAAAAAAAAAAA
Messenger RNA from Anas platyrhynchos (mallard), 2551 nucleotides. It is a transcript of the gene RHAG, whose product is annotated as Rh associated glycoprotein. Gene Ontology annotation, molecular function: ammonium channel activity. Gene Ontology annotation, biological process: ammonium transmembrane transport; ammonium homeostasis. NCBI's taxonomy places the organism in Eukaryota, Metazoa, Chordata, Aves, Anseriformes, Anatidae. The record is from RefSeq and is a predicted model, not a curated record. Gene Ontology annotation, cellular component: plasma membrane.